Molecule: messenger RNA, 2821 nt
Organism: Myodes glareolus (Bank vole)
Lineage: Eukaryota; Metazoa; Chordata; Mammalia; Rodentia; Cricetidae
Source: RefSeq, a predicted model, not a curated record
GCUUAACCUUUGGACUAAUUGGUUCAUCCCAAUCCAUUUGCACUGGUAUAUAAGACUUCCAGCAACAGUGGAGAAAUUCAUCUUUCCUUUUUCAGGCAAGGGUGUCGCAUCCGAGAACUGCCAUGGGGUGGAAAAUACUUCCCAUCUGCUUGUCGCUGCUGCUCCCUGCCUUCUUGAUUCAACAAGUUUCAUCUCAAGACUUGCCAAGCUGUGCAGGGAGAUGUGGGGAAGGGUAUUCUAGAGAUGCCACCUGCAACUGUGAUUUUAACUGCCAACACUACAUGGAGUGCUGCCCUGAUUUCAAGAGAGUCUGCACUACAGAGCUCUCCUGCAAAGGCCGCUGCUUCGAGUCCUUCCAGCGAGGGAGGGAGUGUGACUGCGACUCCCAGUGUAAAGAGUUUGGCAAGUGCUGUGACGACUAUGAGAGUUUCUGUGAAGAAGAGAAAGAUAACAAGAAACCCCCCGCUAAAAAGGAACCUAAUCCAGAACCACCAGUCGUAGAUGAAGCUGGAAGUGGACAGGAUAAUGGUGAACCCAAGCUCACCCCAGCUCCUGACAAACCUACCACUCCGCCUCCCAAGACUACUACAGCAGCAAAACCUGCAAGUGCCAAACCCAGUCUUGCUCCUAAUUCUGAGACAUCCAAAGAGGCAUCUUCAGCUUCCAACACAGAGACAGUAGUGGAAACGAAGGAGACUACUGCAACAAAUAAACAGACUUCCGCCAGUAAAAAAGAGAAAACUACUUCAGCGAAAGAGAUACGGAGUGCAGAGGAUAAAGAUGCUGCACCCACAUCUCCUACACCUACCACCUCCGAGAACUCAGCUCCCACAACCACCAAGAAGCCAGUACCCACUACUACAAAGGAACCAGCUCCCACUACCACCAAGAAGCCUGUAACUACAACCAAGGAACCUACUCCUACCACUCCCCAGAAGCCUGAACCCACCCCCAAGGAACUGGCUCCCACGACCCCUAAGGAGCCUGAACCCACGACCCCCAAGGAACCGGCUCCCACCACCCCUAAGGAGCCUGAACCCACCACUCCCAAGGAACCAGCACCCACGACCCCUAAGGAGCCUGAACCCACCACCCCCAAGGAACCAGCUCCUACCACUUCUAAAGAGCCUGCAUCCACAACUCCCAAGACUCCUGCUGAAGUAACUCCUGAGUUUCCUGAAGCACCCACACCAAAGGCUCUUGAAAACAGUCCCAAGGAACCCACUGUGCCGCCAACUAAGACCCCCGAGGUAAGCAAACCUGAAAUGACUACAGCAGCUAAAGAGAAGACAACAGAAAAAGACCCACCUAAAACUACAACUGUUGCCCCUAAGACAACAAUUAAACCAGAAGAGACUACUGAGUCAGAAGCAAGUGCCACCACACAAGUAAAACCUACCACAUCACCCCAAAUUACGACUCUGAAAACUGUCGCACCCAAAGUAACUGUUCCAGCUGAAGAGACUCCAGACAAACCUGAAGAAACCACUCCUGCAUCAGAAGAUCCUGAUGCUCCUAAGACAACUCUGAAACCCCAGAAACCAACCAAAGCACCCAAGAAGCCCACCUCUACCAAAAAGCCAACCAAAGCACCUAAGAAGCCCGCCUCUACCAAAAAGCCAAAGACAAAAAAGGAGAAAAACCCAAAACCGACACCAUCUGCCCUGAAGAUGGCGCCGGCAGGGCCUGAACGGCACACCACUCCUUUAGAGGUCGCCGUGCUGCCCACCACCGCCAGCCCUAAGCACACUCCAGACUCAGAAACAGCUCGAGCAGACCCAGACCAUGAAGAUGCAGACGGAGGUGAAGAAGGAAAACCUCUCGUGAUCCCCAGGCCUCCUGUGCUCUCCCCCAUCGUGAUUCCAGGCACUGAUCACUUGGCUGGCACACUCAACCACGGCAUUAGCACCAAUCCCAUGCUCUCAGAUGAGACCAAUUUGUGCAACGGUAAGCCAGUGGACGGAUUGACGACUUUGCGCAACGGGACGUUAGUUGCAUUUCGAGGUCAUUAUUUCUGGAUGCUAAAUCCAUUCAGACCACCAUCCCCACCACGCCUUAUUACGGAAGUCUGGGGUAUUCCUUCCCCUAUUGACACUGUUUUCACUAGAUGCAACUGUGAAGGGAAAACUUUCUUCUUUAAGGAUUCUCAGUACUGGCGCUUCACUAAUGAUGUACAAGAUGCCGGGUAUCCUAAACAAAUCGUCAAGGGCUUCGGAGGGCUAACAGGGAAGAUAGUGGCGGCUCUUUCAAUUGCCAAGCACCAGGACAGGCCUGAAUCCGUGUACUUUUUCAAGAGAGGUGGCAGUGUUCAGCAGUACACUUACAAACAUGAGCCCGUGAGGAAGUGCACUGGACGGAGGCCUGCUAUAAACUACUCGGUGUACGGGCAGGCAGCGCAGGUCAGGAGGCGCCGCUUCGAGCGUGCUGUUGGACCUUUCCAGACACACACCGUCAGAGUCCAUUACUCGCUGCCCAUGAGAGUCGUUUAUCAAGACAAGGGUUUCCUCCAUAACGAAGUCAAAGUGAGCACAAUGUGGAGAGGGUUUCCAAACAUUGUUACGUCAGCAAUAACACUGCCUAACAUUAGAAAACCCGACGGCUAUGAUUACUAUGCCUUUUCUAAAGAUCAAUACUAUAACAUCGAUGUGCCAACUAGAACAGCAAGAGCGAUCACUACCCGCUCUGGGCAGACUCUCUCCAAAGCCUGGUAUAACUGUCCUUAGAUUGAUGGACAAACAAGAGUCACCAAAAUGAAAUGAAGAAAACAAUGAUCAAUUUUGACAUUGAAAUACAUUUUAUUAAUAAAGAAUGUUGAAAUGAG